AUGAGGGCGUGCGGGCGCGCGGCGUUUUGCUGGGCCCUGCUGUGGUUCGCCGGCGGCCUGGCGGCGCCGCGCCGCCUCUACUGCGAGCGCGCCGACGUGGCGUGGCGGGCGUACCGCGCCCCGGCCGCCUUCGAGGCGCGCGUGCAGUCGCUGGCACACGACGCCGCCACCGUGAAAGUGCGCCGCGUGCUCCGCCGCCAGGGCCGCUGGCCCCGCGAGGACUCAAUCCUCCGCCUAAAACUGCCCAAGGAAACCCUCGAGUGCGCCGGACGUUUCGAAGUGCCUCUGCAGAAUAGAAGGAACUAUAUCGUGUUCGCGGAACGGCGCGGGCUCACGGCGGUCGCGUUGGGGCCGCCGUUGCGCCGCACCGCCAAGUUGGUUCGCAGGAUCCGCGCCGUCUACAAGCCGGGCUACAGUAGUCCAGCGCGUGUGGAUCCGAUGCAGUCGGUGAGGGUGCCGCGGGGCGGGCGGGUGAAGCUCGAGUGUCAAGCGAGCGCCCGACCGCCACCGCGCAUCUCCUGGUACAAGGACGGCAAACCCGUUGCCGAUAUCGCUUUAAGAAGAUUCCGGGUGCAGAAUUACAGACGGCGCUCGGUGCUAGUGAUAAGGCACGCCCGGCGCGAGGACUCUGCGACGUACGAGUGCAGAGCGCAGGGGGCGGUGGGCCCGCCUGCGGUUUCCACGGCCAACGUGAGCGUGCUACCCCCAGUUACUGCGCCACCCGACACCGCUUCGUUGGGUGCACCAUGUCCGAUGCCGGACCCUUCUUCGUACUGCCUCAAUGGAGGCACUUGUUUAUAUUUUGAAUUAGUUCAAGAGCAAGCUUGCAAGUGUCCAGAAGGAUUCAACGGGCAACGCUGCGAGAACAAGGACGUAUCGAACAGGAGCAGUAUGUCUCAUUCCUACACAUGCAAACUGGGCCUAUCGACGUCCUACUACUGUUAG
This is a messenger RNA of Parnassius mnemosyne (clouded apollo), 945 nucleotides long. NCBI's taxonomy places the organism in Eukaryota, Metazoa, Arthropoda, Insecta, Lepidoptera, Papilionidae. The record is from the annotation of a GenBank genome assembly.